UGUUUGCUCCUCUCCUGCGGUUAAGUCCCCCUCCAUCUGAAAGAGACUACAUGUUCAACUUAGAUGAAACUGAGGGUGUCUGCGACUUCUUUGACGUUCCAGUAUUGAGUUCCCUUGAAAGUGAUUUGCAAUGAAGUUUGUGAUGGGACUGGCAAAGUUGGUGGGCACAUCAGUGGUUAAUUGCAUUUUGAAAGCAUCCCUUGAUUAUGUUUGGGCAUGUAAUGCUAAAAGGUUACCAAGGGCAUCGAGAUGAUGUAAUGUUAUGUUGUAAUAUAUAAUUGUUGGAGUAAUAUUCUAUUUAUUGAUGACUGUUAACAGUAUUUAGAUGAAUGAAAAAGAGGAUAGGUAAGUUAUAUAAACCAUUCAUGAAAUUGGUUGCUGAUGUUGAAAGUGAUACAUGGUUCUUUUGUCAAGUCCUUUUCCAUAUUUGUGUUACUUCAGAAUAAAUUUGAGGAAGUUAGAAGUGGUAAGGGACAAAAAAAUGUUAAAAACAAAUGAUGUUGCUUUCAUGGAAGGGCAGUUAAUCCAGGACUUGAUGUGACUGGGGCCAGUGACCUUCAGAUGAUUCCAAGGGAAGGUGUACAUGCCCUGAAAGAUGACCUUGGUUGUCAGUUAGAGCUGAUGUUCUGAUUUGUCCUUGCAGAUCUUUUGUGCUAAGUUAUGUAUGGUUAGAUCUGAAAGGAAAUGAAGUAGAGCAUCAAAGUGAUAGUUUUAUCCCCUUUAUUUUUAUACAUUCUAAUGGGAGUAACUAUAGAAUUGUCAUUCAAGCAGGUCUUGGAAGUUUUAAAUUGCUGGUAUGCAGUCCUUGUGUACUUGUAAUAUUUUGUCACCCUUUACCAUAUAUUCAUUUUAUUUUGUUAUUAUUUUUUAUUUAUUCCCCCCCCCCUUGUGAAGAAAGUUUAGUUAAAGAAAAUUUUGUUCUCAGUGUUCAUGCAAUUUUCAACAAGUUAUCAUUAUACAAGAAUUAAGUACUAGCAUUGAUAUAAAUAUUAUUAUUUGGCCUGCAGUAUUUAUUUGAAAACAAAAACAUAUGCAUAGAUUAUCUAUGUAAAAUCCUCUUUAAUUAAAACAUUUUGUGCAUAAAGAUGUGUACAUGUGGGCUUAGAUUUUUUUUUUUUUUUUUUUCUUCUUUCUUUUUUUUUAAAUGAAAAUAGCAAUUUUGGGAAAAUAAAAAUGGUGAAUUAUGUGAAUCUAAAGUAAAAUAUUUUACUCUUAUAUGAUUAUGAAGCCACUCUGGCAUGGUGGCUCAGAAUGGUUGUCCAUGAUCUCUUGGUAACUGUGAUGAGUAAAGUGUAGCUGUGUUUAUGACAAGAAACACAUUAGCUUCAGAUUGGAGUCUGUAUACAGUACCUUAGUAACAUCCUCCAAUAAUUGUUUUCGUGCUUGCUUAGGAAAAGUUGUUAUACAGGUGAAUUGUACUUUUUAGCAAGUAUGAGCGGAAAUGUUGCUAUCCAGUGUACAUUGCAUCUACCAAAGGAUACUUUACCUUUAUAGAAAGGUUACCUCUGUCAUCAGAUAGCUACAGUUGUGCACUAGAUCAGUAUUUUUACAGAGUUGAGGAGAGCCUGUGUGGUAUAAUUUCUGGAUUUCAUAAGUUGGUCUGAAAAUUAUUCAGAGCAGUGAGUUGUAAGUGACUUGCAGUGUGGUGAUUCAGAAAAGAGGCUGAUCUAGGGACUUGCUGCUUAUAAAGAUGAAUGAGAUCUUGGUACAUUUACACUACCAAGUGUAUGAGGUGCCAGUACAAGUACAAAUUGUAACAAUAUAACCUAUAAUGACCUCAGCAGUAUUAUGAUAAUAGGAUUUCUGUAUUAUUAUUGUCAUGACCGUAUUAUUGUCACUUUUUUAUUAUUAGUUAUUUACUUGUAUUGAGUUACUAUUAUUGAUGAUGGAGUCAUUGUUAAUAUGAAUAGGUACAUUAUUUAUUCACAGAUAAAUGUGCUAGAUGGCAGUGGAAUUCAAUGUUUUUGCUUGUGUAACAAGAGCUGGGAUCAUUAUAGGUAUUAGGUUACAGGUUAUAAUCUAGGAUGACUUGCUUGGUUACUCAGUGCUGUACAUGCAUUACUAUUACCAGCCCAAACCUUUCAGCUUUUUGUACAGAAAUCUAACAGUCCAAGUGCAAAGGUCUUGUCCUUAAAGUCUGUUAUAGUUGUCUGAAAAAUAUUGAUUCAUAAAGUAUUUUACAAAGGAAAAGGAUCAAGUUAAUUGCCAUGCAAAUAUAUUAUUUACAUAAAUAUCAUAUGAUCUAUCCAUACUUUGUGGUAUUGUUUCUUAUGGUUAUUGAUGUUAACAUUCCAGUUGUACUUCAGAUGGAAGCAGUGGUAUUUGUAUUUCUUGUUAAAAAGGAUAAGAAACCUACCCUCUUUUUCUUCUCCCUUUCUCUCUCUCUCUCUCUCUCUUGCUUUUGUCACAUCCUAAAUGUGUAUUUUAUUUUACACUAUAUUUCAAAGGUGACCUUCCAUUUGUUAUGCUUAAUGGAAAAUGUAUUUGUGGAACAUUACUACAGCAUCAACAGUUUCUCAAAAUUCAUUUCAACAUUUACCUUUUCAAUACACAAUUAUUUGUCUUAAUCAUUAAUAAUUACAUUUUCAGUUGUCUUGGAAUUUAGAAUUGAUUGUUCAAGAUCAAAACCUUGCUUAACCUCUUUGGAUUACACCAUAGAGUUUUUCAAAAUGGUGAUAAAAUGCUCUGCUUUCUUUUUAAGUAUAAAAGGAUCACGUACAUGUCAAGCAUGUAGAGAAUUGAAGGCUACAACUCCAGAUGUUCAGUCUUAUACUUACAAAUAUCCAAAUGUAUAAUAUAUUGCAUAGUGAUAUGCAAAUGUAUAAGUAAUUUAUAGUAUUAGUUAGGGAAUUGUAAUUAUAUUUUUUUUCCAGGUACACAUUUUUAUCCAAAUCAUUGGAAGUUUAAAUUACCAUUGAGUUUGGUCUUUUGGCAAAACAUUUGAAAUGUAUAACAUCAGGGAUGGGUUCAACAUACAAUAAAAAAAUACUAGUUCACAAAUGUGCAUAACACACACAUAUUUUGAAUUUGGAGAAGUAGAACUUGUGCGACUUGUGAACAGAAUUGUGGAUAAGCAACAGAUAAUUGUACAAAUACAUCUAUAUUUUUUACACUGAAGGUUGUAUCUUAUUUUACACUGAAGAUAAGUAAGAAACUGAAGGCUGCUGAAAAAGAAAUUAAGAAGAGGUCCUCCCCCAUGCAUGGCACCAGUAGAGUAACGGAAUGCAAGCCAGUCUAGUAAGUUGUGUAAAUAACACCAUGUUACUGUGUUAAGUUAAUUCUUUUGUACAAAAUAAAAAAUGUAAUCCAAA
This is a messenger RNA of Penaeus monodon (black tiger shrimp), 3311 nucleotides long. Its product is annotated as transcription factor E2F4-like. The record is from RefSeq and is a predicted model, not a curated record. Gene Ontology annotation, biological process: regulation of transcription by RNA polymerase II. NCBI's taxonomy places the organism in Eukaryota, Metazoa, Arthropoda, Malacostraca, Decapoda, Penaeidae. Gene Ontology annotation, molecular function: DNA-binding transcription factor activity, RNA polymerase II-specific; protein dimerization activity; RNA polymerase II cis-regulatory region sequence-specific DNA binding. Gene Ontology annotation, cellular component: RNA polymerase II transcription regulator complex.